GCAGAUCUCAAAACACACCAGGACGGAGAGGAGGAGGUGUAGGAGUAGGAGUAGGGCACACACACACACUUUUACACACUUUUCCACUCACACACUCACAUAAACAUACACACACGCAAUGCCAGCCCCCUAAAAAAUACACACGCACACAACAAGGAGAAACUGACUUGUGAAUUUGUGGAGAAAGUGGAGGAGGUAGGUCACUUCCACUUUCGCUCUGGUGGAGAAACUGUUGGAGUUUUUUUAUUUAUUCUUUUAUUUUAAUUAUUUAAUAUUUGAUUUUGAUUUUUUUUUUUAAUUCACGCACGACCAGGAGGACUUUUCUCUUUUUUUGUAUUUUUGUAUUGUGUUUUUUCCCCUCGCGCUCAGCUAGAGGAACAGCUGGACACGCACGCGCAGCGCACUUUGGCUUCUCCGCUUUUUUCCGCUCCUUUUCUCGGCUCGUUGUUGAUCUUUUUCUUCUCUAAAGUUGGCUCCCGCGCCCACGGCCGCGUUGGAUCCGUCGGCGUACUGCGAGCCCCCUCCGGUGUACAACCCGGAGCUGUGCCCCAACAUGCUGGCGGCGCAGGCCAAGCUCGCGUACCACCUGAACAAGUACUACACGGAGAAAUGCCAGGCGCGCAAGGCGGCCGUGUCCAAGACCAUCCGGGACGUGUGCAAGGUGGUCUCGGACGUGCUGAAGGAGGUGGAGGUGCAGGAGCCGCGCUUCAUCAGCUCCCUCAACGAGCUGGACAACCGCUACGAGGGCCUGGAGGUGGUGUCGCCCACCGAGUUCGAGGUGGUGCUCUACCUCAACCAGAUGGGCGUCUUCAACUUCGUGGAUGACGGCUCGCUGCCCGGCUGCGCAGUUCUGAAGCUUAGCGACGGCCGGAAGCGCAGCAUGUCACUCUGGGUCGAGUUCAUCACCGCGUCGGGCUACCUGUCCGCGCGCAAGAUCCGCUCGCGCUUCCAGACGCUGGUGGCGCAGGCCGUGGACAAGUGCAGCUACCGCGACGUGGUGAAGAUGGUGGCGGACACGAGCGAGGUCAAGCUGAGGAUUAGGGACCGCUACGUGGUGCAGAUCACGCCGGCCUUCAAGUGCACGGGGAUCUGGCCGCGCAGCGCGGCGCACUGGCCGCUGCCGCACAUCCCGUGGCCGGGGCCCAACCGCGUGGCCGAGGUCAAGGCCGAGGGCUUCAACUUGCUGUCGAAGGAGUGCUACUCGCUCAACGGCAAGCAGAGCUCGGCGGAGAGCGACGCCUGGGUGCUGCAGUUCGCAGAGGCCGAGAACCGGCUGCUGCUGGGCGGCUGCAGGAAGAAGUGCUUGUCGGUGCUGAAGACGCUGCGCGACCGGCACCUGGAGCUGCCCGGCCAGCCGCUCAACAACUACCACAUGAAGACGCUGGUCUCAUACGAGUGCGAGAAGCAUCCGCGCGAGAGCGACUGGGACGAAAACUGCCUCGGAGACCGACUGAACGGCAUCCUCCUGCAGCUCAUCUCCUGCCUACAGUGCCGCCGCUGCCCGCACUACUUCCUCCCCAACCUGGACCUGUUUCAGGGGAAGCCGCACUCCGCGCUGGAGAACGCCGCCAAGCAGACCUGGAGACUGGCCAGGGAGAUAUUGACCAACCCUAAAAGCCUGGAGAAACUUUGAGGAGGUACCGAAAACUAACGAACUUAAAACAAGAACAAAAAUUCUGAUGUGAAAUAUUGAGACUUUUUUGAGACUGGGAGAAGGAAAUACUGACCAACACUACAAAAACAACAACAACAAAAAAAGAAAAGACACGGAGAACGUCUGAGGUAAAAAUAAAAUAAAAUCAUAAUAAACAUGAUAGAAUGGAUUAGUUUACAUUCUGUGACUGCUGAGGGUAAUGGAGAAAUUAAAUUUAACCUUUUAAAUUUAAAUAUAAAAUUAUAAUUUAAUGUGGGGGAAAAAAGACGUGAACAGAAGAACGUGGCAAGCAUCUUUAAAACUGAGAAUGAAGAUCUGAAGUAAUAUUAAAUACAGUCAUAAGACGUUUAAAGAUUUACUCAUGAAACCAGCAGAGAGAUUAGGACUAUAACCUAGUUUAUUUUGCAUUGUGGGUCAGUGAGGCCUGUUGGCAAAACAAGAGCUGCCAGUACUGAAGAGAAAGAGAAAAAUAAUAUCCCUGCUGGUCACGAUCUAUCAGAAAUGUAAAUCCACAGUCACGCAGAUACAAACAAACAUAAAAACAACGAUACAACUUUGUUUCUAUUUUUAUUUUUGUUGUUAUUAUUUUUAUAAUCGCAAAUUCAUGACGUGAAAUUGUGAUGGCCCUUUAUUAUUUGUGUUGCUCCUACUAAAGAGCAGAGCGUUACAAUCAAUGACAAAAAUGAAUAACUAUUUAUCAGUGUUCUUUCUUUUCCUUUUUUAUGAUUAUUUUUUAACUUAACGAGCUGUUCCCCUUAAUGAAGAACUUUAUUUUAUUUUAUUUUUUAUUUUUUUUAAAUAAUCUCCCCCUCAAUCGACCAGCCUUGGUAUAUAAUGACAACUCUGACAAACUUGUACAUUUUUAUACUGUAAAUACACACAUUUGUAGAUUGUGAUUCCGGUGGUCUAAAAAAUAACAAAAAAAGAAUCUUGUGAAUGUUGUUUCUGUGACACGUAAAUAGAAAUUUAAUUUCACUUGUUUUAACAUUCGCCAUUCGCCUGCAUUAUUUCCGAGACCGAGGAUUAAAGAAGAAAAUACAAAAACAUUAAAAAACACAUUUUAGAUCUACAUCAGUACAUCAGUGAUAGUUUAACUAUUGUCGAUGGCAAGUUUCUAUUUUUUUUAUUAAAGUUUACAUUUUGGUGGUACUAUUUGUUACAGUUUUUUAGACAUUCCAUAAGCUUAUACUUGAAUUUUUUUAUUUAAAAAAAACAUAUUCCACCAAUUUCGUUUUCGUUUUUUUUUGUUUUUGUACCUUGCUUCCAUGAUAAAAGCUGAAAAUGAAAAUAUUAUAUAUAUAUAUGGAAAAAUAUACCUGAAAACAAUGCACUUGAAAUACACUGGAUUAUAACAUUGUGAUUGUUUUUUUAUUAUUUCUGUCUCUGAGUUUAUUAUUUAAAGAGUUAAUAAAAAACAAAAAGACAGGACAUUUGUGUGUUAUACUAAUGUUUCGUUCAGCUGGUUGGAUGAAUGACAAUCAUUUGAAACCAUACCAUACUAUUUUUAGGCUUGUUUGCGUGUUGAGACUUCUGGUUACAUUUUUUAAAGUAAGUAUAAGAAAAUUGCUGGAUUUUACACUUGAUUAAAAUAAAUUUUAAAUCAAUGUUAUGAAAGGCUGUUUGAUAAUAAAGUAGCUUAUAAUUUG
Astyanax mexicanus (Mexican tetra) is the source of this 3300-nucleotide messenger RNA. It is a transcript of the gene mab21l1, whose product is annotated as mab-21-like 1. The transcript has a single exon. The record is from RefSeq and is a predicted model, not a curated record. Lineage: Eukaryota; Metazoa; Chordata; Actinopteri; Characiformes; Acestrorhamphidae. Bases 554 to 1633 code for a protein of 359 amino acids.